UCUCUUUUCUGUUUCUGUGAACGGAAGUUAUUUUCUGUCUUGUCGAGCUAUUUGUGAAAAGGUUCUGGAACAUUUGCUGUUUUCAGAAGAGCAAUGAGCUGCCAAUACAGUCUCGUAUUUUUAUUCCUCUUUGGCUUCACUACUGCACUCACUGUUGCAGAGAUAUGUAAAACAGAUCUACUAGAGGGAACGUCCUGCACCAUAAAGCUUCCAACAAAAAACACUGACAAAUCUAAUGAGAUCAAAUGGGCCCAUCUCUCUAGUGAUGCCUUGAUUCACAGGAAAAAUGGGAAGAUCAAGAAACCCAUUCCAGGUCUAACAAUGGAAGAAGAUGGAUCAUUAAAAUUUGAAAGUGUUAGUCUGAAGAACACCGGCAAAUAUACAUACACUGUUUAUAAUGCUGAAGGUACACAGAUUGAUGCUGGAGAAAAGGAAAUUACAGUUUAUGCAAAGGCUCCUAAACCUACUCUGACCAUCAACUACAAAGAUGGGAUCUCUACACUCACCUGUCACUUCAGAGAGCGUCCAGAUCUGACUGUAUCCUGGUAUAAAGAAGACAUAAUCAUCCAGAAUGAAAACAACCCAGAACUGCUCUUGACAUCUGCUCAAGUACAGGAGAAUAAAACAUACUCGUGCAGUGUAAGCAAUCCUGUCAGCAAAGAGCAAAGUAACAGCAUUACAGUAUCAUUCUUAAAGACAUGCAGACAAGAGCUACUAGAGGGAGCGUCCUGCACCAUCCAGCUGCCAACAAGAAACAAAGAAAAACCUAGUGAGAUAAGAUGGAUCCAUCUCUCUAGUGGUGACUUCAUUCAGUGGAAAAAUGGGAUGAUCAGGACAAGCACAACAGAUCUAACAAUGGAAGAAGAUGGAUCAUUAAUAUUUGAAAGUGUUAGUCUGAAGAACACCGGCAAAUAUAGAUACUUUGUUUUUAAUGCUGAAGGUACACAGAUUGAUGCUGGAGAAAAGGAAAUUAACAUUUAUGCAAAGGCUCCUAAACCUACUCUGACAUUUCAAGUAGUGACGAUGCUCUCCUGUGACGUUGGAAAGCGUACAGAUCUGACUGUAUCCUGGUAUGUAGAUGGCAAAAUCAUCCAGAACGAAAAAAACCCAGUACUGCUCUUGACAUCUGUUCAAGUACAGCAGAAUAAACCGUACACAUGCACUGCAAGCAAUCCUGUCAGCAGCAGGGAAAGUGACGGCAUGACAUUACCACAUGAGACAGCGAUCACAGAGUUCUGAGGAAUCUCCUAGCACCAAAUCCUACCAAAACAGAUCCAAACGCAGUGAAAACAGCUCAUUACAGAUAACAACCUGAGUGUUCAUACUUCUCUAAACACACAGAAAUCACCUUAUGAAUUUGAAUUUUGGAAUUCAAUAAAGGCCAUAACAAGAUGCAUUUACAAUUUACAUUUGGCAGAUAAUUCAAUGUUACUGUUUAUUGGUUCAUCCCUUUACCUUGGUAUCUAAAUUAAACAGAAAUAAAUUACACAGUUGUGGUCAGAAUUAUUGGCACCCUUGGUAAAUAUGAUCAAAGGCUAUGAAAUCUGUAUUGUUUAUCUUUUUGUGCUUGCAUUUAACAUUUAAUUUACUUUAUUAAAAAAUAAAAUAAAACAAUAAUACACUUUAACCCACAAUUACUGGUACCCCUAGAAAUUAUUGUGAGUAAAAUAUUUCUAUAUCAUAUUCCCAUUCAUAUUUACAAUUUUAGCACACCAGGGUGACUAUGCUUCCUGUUCCAUAUGAUUAUAAAUAUGAGAAAAAAUAAAUGCCAAAUUUCCUUAAUCAUCAGAAAAGUCUAAAAAAAAAAGAAAAGAAAAAGAAAUAAAAAUAAUAAAAUAAAGCAUCUAUCACCACACAUUGUUUGGGAGGCUUUCAUGAAAAAAAAAAAUAAUAAUAAUCAAUAAGAAAAGAAAAUGCUAUCUUUUGAAUGAUUUAAGGAUCCUCAAAUGCAAACUGUGUAUUUCAAAUGUUUUGCUUCAAGAGAAAAACUAUACGUUUCUGUUGUGUUUUACUUUCAUUCCUUCAUUCAUUCAUUUAUAAUCAUUUAUCACUGAAUCAUUUUAUUAUUACAUUUAAUCAUUUACAAUAAUCAUUAUAGCCAUUUAUAUACUCAUUUCAUUGAUUCAUUACUUGAUUGU
This is a messenger RNA of Cyprinus carpio (common carp), 2138 nucleotides long. RefSeq names its product carcinoembryonic antigen-related cell adhesion molecule 5-like. The record is from RefSeq and is a predicted model, not a curated record. The coding region runs from base 94 to 1239 and encodes 381 amino acids. NCBI's taxonomy places the organism in Eukaryota, Metazoa, Chordata, Actinopteri, Cypriniformes, Cyprinidae. The transcript has 6 exons.